Molecule: messenger RNA, 438 nt
Organism: Rhagoletis zephyria (snowberry fruit fly)
Lineage: Eukaryota; Metazoa; Arthropoda; Insecta; Diptera; Tephritidae
Product: insoluble matrix shell protein 4-like
Source: RefSeq, a predicted model, not a curated record
AUGCCAAGUUAUGCGCCCUCAAUCUGUCGCAAGCGACGUGCAACCGAUAAUGGUAAUGAUAAUGGUUAUGGUAGUGGUAAGAGUAAUGGUAAUCGUAAGGGUAAUGGUAAUCUUAAGGGUAGUGGUAAUCUUAAGUGUAAUUGUAAUCUUAAGGGUAAUGGUAAUGGUAGCGGUAAAGUAAAUCACAAUGGUAAUGGUAAUGAUAGUGCUAAUAGUAAUGAUAAAGUAUAUGGUGGUGGUAAUAGUAAUGGUAAUGGUAACGAUGGAACGAUAAAGCAAAUCGCAAUGGUAUUGAUAAUUGUAAUGGUAAUGGUAACGGUAAUAGUGAUGGUCAUGGAAAUGGUAUUAGUAAUGAUAAUUGUAAUAAUAAUUGUAAUGGUAAUAAAUAAAGGUAAUGGCAAUAGUAAUGGCAUUUGCAAUGGUAACGAUAAAUUUUAA